AUUUACUGUCUGCUCUUACCUUUCUUGCUUGCAACGACCAGUCUACUUGCGCAUGUCUGUCUUCAGUUUUUCUGGCCAUGAUUCUGAUGAGGAAAAAAGCACUGAAAUUCUAUCUUUGAUCACGUCGGCCAGUCACGAUGGAGAUUUCAAGCCAACUUUGAAGGAGAUUUUCGAUGAACUAGCCAAGGACGACUCUACAGCAUCACUGCUAGAUCCGCUGAAUACAUUACCACCUCUUCUCGGUAGCGCACAAAAGGCCGCCGCGGAUAUUCUCAACCUCAUGGGGAGAUGCUGCAAUGCGAAGGAGGUCGUUAUUGGCGUACAAGAAGCCGUGGAACGAUUAGAACAUCACCUCGCUACCGAUUUUGAUGAUGAGCACGACAAACCGAAUGGACAGCUCUUGACGCUCGUUAGGAUGUAUGCUACAGCUAUUCCGCGUCUCAAGUUCAGGAAGAAACCUGCGAGCGAAACCUUGAAACCUAUUAUUAUGGAGCUGGUGUCUGCAUUCCGUCGUGCAGGACCGCAUAGCUCUCGGGACGAAGGUCGUCAGAUCAUGGAAGCUAGUGCCGAUCUCGUAAUAAAGCUGGACUCAUGGGCAAAAACGCAGCCGGAUGCGCAAAAGGAUGAGAUAGCAUCCUGCCGGACGCUGUAUCAGAAUCUUCUCGACAACGCAGUAACAUCGUAUCAGCAAUGUAUACAGGCAUCGCUUGCGACGAGGAUUUUCGCAAAACGGUUUCCACGAUUGAGCUUGCGUUCCGUUCCCGAUGCUGGAUGGGAAGAUGGACAGAAGGCGAUCAAUGCAGUUUUGGAUUCGUACAAUUUCAUUGGCUUCUCAGUCGAGGCCAUGACUUCGACACCUUCGUUAUGUCACUUCAUUCUCCUCGCUUACUCCCCGGAGGACUCUCUCAAAACCAUCAGAACUUUAUCUACGAUGGUAUCCAUUGUCAUCAAUUGCAUACAUGCGAACCAUACCCUAGAAGAAUGUGUCUCGUAUCUUCUAGAUGUUCUCUGUCUUCACAACACCGAGAUACCUGAAGAUAUAUCAAUACCACUAUGCACUGUCUUACCAACGUUGGCUAGCGCGCACCCCAACUCAUCCCUCCGUCACCAGACGUUUCGUGUCCUCUCAUUAAUACUCUCGCUGUCCGCCCCUCCACUCCGGCUUCAAGUCCUACAAGAUCUCUGCUCGACAAGUGACUUCCCUCAGAUGAGAGUUGCGGCAGUGGGCCUCGUGAAGGAAGCCGUUGUAGAGGCAUUUGGGAACCGUGCACCUUCGUCGAAUCUUUUUGCUUCUCCCCGAUUCUUGCAGGUCCUUGGACCUAUAUUGUUCCGCCCCAGCCCGCUUGAUUUCUUCUCGCCGGUCCCUUCAUUGACUGUUUUGGAAGAAUCUUCUGAACCUGUGCGACUCGUUGAGUGCCUCGCCUUACUUUACAUCCUUAUUCUGCAGGAUAAGAAAAACCAGACUGGGAUUCGUGACCAGGAUAAUUUGAAAAAUAUCAAACGUCAACUUCUUGAGCCAAUUAGAAAAACACUGUCCAUCUUGUUGAAUGACCCCGAGGUCGCGAAGAAACACGUACAUGCUGUGCUUCCUCUUGUUGCUCUGAAUGCUGGGAUCGAGAGACUCGAUGAAGCAAUCAAGAAAGAAGGGCUACUGACUUUACACUAACGGAACCGUAUUGACAAGUAAGCGAAGGACAGACUUGACGGCCUUUAUGUAGCUGCUGUCACUGAUAGAUCAGCAGCAUCAGUCUUUGCUGUGUAUUAUCUUAAUGAUACAGACUUGAUUGUAGUAUGUGAACUGUCACGUUUCUACCCAAACCCCGUCUUAUCAUGAUGUUUCUGCCUUUCAGACCGCGACAGGAAGAUCUCAGCGAAGAACACAUUAGAUGGGCACGGGAUGCGUCUCCACCACUAUUGAUCGUUGGUACUGUAACAAUAUAUAUAUCCCAGUUUCGCGGGUUUUAAUCCGUACCCCUUC
This is a messenger RNA of Desarmillaria tabescens, 1978 nucleotides long. RefSeq lists its product as uncharacterized. The record is from RefSeq and is a predicted model, not a curated record. Bases 53 to 1666 code for a protein of 537 amino acids. Lineage: Eukaryota; Fungi; Basidiomycota; Agaricomycetes; Agaricales; Physalacriaceae. Gene Ontology annotation, molecular function: ubiquitin-protein transferase inhibitor activity. Gene Ontology annotation, cellular component: cytoplasm. The transcript is spliced from 9 exons.